Planococcus citri (citrus mealybug) is the source of this 3332-nucleotide messenger RNA. RefSeq names its product zinc finger protein 300-like. Lineage: Eukaryota; Metazoa; Arthropoda; Insecta; Hemiptera; Pseudococcidae. The transcript has 10 exons. The record is from RefSeq and is a predicted model, not a curated record. Gene Ontology annotation, biological process: embryo development; regulation of transcription by RNA polymerase II; urogenital system development. Gene Ontology annotation, molecular function: DNA-binding transcription factor activity, RNA polymerase II-specific; RNA polymerase II cis-regulatory region sequence-specific DNA binding. Gene Ontology annotation, cellular component: nucleus. The coding region runs from base 537 to 3164 and encodes 875 amino acids.
UUUUUCUAUGCAAAAGUUGUCCCGGUGAACCCGGUGAACCCUCACACAACGAAAGAAAAAACGCUUCGACUAGGAAAUAUUAGUUAAAUUCACGCUGUACCCGUACGCUUAUUAAAACCGAAAAUAUCACACCAUGAACCGGUCUCUUGAUAGCCGAUUUGAGAUUCAAAUUAGUAGAGUUUAGUUUUGUAACAAUGAAUUUUCCUUAACGGAACGGAGCAUUAAAUAAUUAAAUCAAAAUUCAAAAUCACAAAAAAUGGGCCUAAUUUUAAUUUCUUGUAGAAAUCCGUAACUGUAACCGUAACCAUACCACGUUGCCAACAGUCACGCUAAAAACACUUGCAUUCAAUUUCAAAAAUGAUAACAAGUUCAACAAGUUGUUAUUGAUAAUGAUAAAUUUGUUGAUAACCCGGCUAACUUCAGUUCAAAGUUCAGUAUUUUUCAUGCUUUUUAAUUUAAACGAGGAAUUCGAUAAAUGGUGUAGACGUUUGUGAUGAAAACCCGUAAAUAAUUUUACUGACGCAUGUGUCAACAAUAUGGAUUUAUCUAAUAGUUUUCCUGAAGAGAAAUCCCAGCAGGGCGAGCUUGGAACUUCAAGUGAUCAAGUUACCUCAAACCAGUUCAAAAGUAAUAUCUCCUGUAAGAUUGAAAAUGAUGCGUAUCAGCCUGAUCAAGAAAAUGACGAGCCUUACGAAAUUCAAGCUGAAACUGAUGAGCAGUUUACAAAAAAUGAAGACUUGUGCGUCGCAUGUGGACAUGUCUCAGCGUACGAAUUUUUUAGUUUCCCGAUUAAUGCUGAUAUUCGACAGCAGUGGGCGAAGUUUUGUGAUAUAAAUUUAGAUAAAAUAAAACCACAUUUUCGCCUUUGUGAUGGGCAUUUCAAACCCGAAGACUACCAAAUCACGAUGCAACGUAGAGUAUUGAUGCCGACAAGUGUUCCAACGUUACCACCAAAAGUGAAACACAACUUCACGCCUUCGAUUGUGAAUAGUUUUUCAAUGCCAAGGUCGAAUAUAAACACAUCGCAAAAUACGAUCUGCAGCUCGGACUUCGAAAAAAACACUACCACUGCCGAUGCUCCUGGUAAACAAUUCUGCAGGAAAUUUAGAGAUAUUACGAAUAAUCAUGACACCGUUCCUCCUAAGGCAGCGAAAUUGACGACGAAGAAAAACUUGAAACUUGGGAAGUGUCAACUGUUGACGAAAAAUUUUCGAUCCGAAAUUUUCAGAUUGAAAAUACGAUGUUCUCGUCUCGAAGAUACUUUUGCCAACUUUAAAAAUGAAAUCAAGCAACAGGUUGAUGAGUGCUUCGUUACACGAGCAAAUACUGCCGGAAAUGUUACGAAAAGUAAUCAAAACUCGACUUCAUCGAUUAACGCUUCCUCAGAAAAUUCGAGGCACAAUCUUUGUAAUACGAAAGCACGAACUGAUCAGCGUUCUGUAAAAGAUGCAGAUGGUUACUCUACGGAUACGAGUAUGGCUUCCCUAGCUAUAUCGAUCGACGAUCCUCAGAAAGUAGAAGUAAAACCAGAACUAUUUACCGAAGAAGUUAUGCUCGAAUUCGAUGAACCUGCCGAAAGGGUUGCCGAAGAAAAUCACCAUGUGAAUUCGACAAUUUCUCCCCCAGAACUAUCUACCGACGGUCUUCAUAAUGCGGUGGCAAAACUUGAACAAUUUUCAAACGAAGUAGCGAACGCAGAAACUUCCAGAAAUGUAACUGAAAAUAAUCGCUGCCCUUUGACUACGUCUUCUGCAGAAAAUUCGAAUAGGAGACGUUGCAGUACAGAGGAUCCACCUGCGCAACAUUUCGAAGAAGCACCUCCGGAACCGGAAAAUUCUAACGAAGAUAGUCAAUCUCCAAAUUCUACCAUUCCUUCCUCAGAAACGUCGCAUGAGAGUCGUAAUAACGCAGAGGUGCGAGCAGGAUGCUCAAAAACUCAAGAAAACUCCAGUCAAGUUCGGAUUACUCGAUAUGCAAAACAGAAAAAACAUCUCCUAAGCGUAAAAAAGCCAACGCCAAACUCCAGCAAUGUUUCAAACAAGGUAGAGGUACGGAUGCAGAAUUUAUUCCCCUAUUGUUGCGAUAUUUGUGGUGCAAUGUUUUCCUACGAAGAUGAUUGGACAAGACACCAGCAGCAAGAACAUAAGAAGCCGUUUCACUGCCAAGUCUGUGACAAACGGUUUACUAAUAAAAGCCAUUUAAUUAGACAUCGAUUCACACAUAGUGAAAACAGACCCUACAAAUGCAGCAUUUGUGACGUACGAUUCAAGCACAAUUACAGUAAAGUGGUGCACGAACGCAGGCAUGAGGAAGGAGCUGGUUUUGAGUGCGCUGAAUGCGGAAAAAAGGUAUCCCAAAAAUACUCUCUCAUUGAACACCUGAGGCUACAUUCCGGUGUGAAACCAUUUUCUUGCCAAACAUGUAGCAAAAGUUUUGCUCUAAAAGUCUAUCUUACUAAGCACCAACGGACGCAUGGUGAAGAGAAACCCUACAAAUGCCGCUUUUGUGAUGCAGGAUUCAAGCAGAGUGCGCAUAAAUCGGUGCACGAACGCGUGCAUGUGAAAGGAGCUUGUUUUGAGUGCACUGUUUGCGGAAAAAAGUUUUCCUAUAAAGCAAAUCUCGUUGCACACCUGAGAGUACAUUCCGGCGUGGGCGGCGUGAAACCGUUUUCUUGCAAAACGUGCAGCAAAAGCUUUGCUCGAAAAACACUUCUUACUAGGCACCAAUGGACGCAUAGUGAAGAGAAACCCUUCAAAUGCCGCAUAUGCAACCAAGGAUUCAAGAGUAACGAUCAUAAAUGGAGGCACGAACGCGUGCAUGUGAAAGGAGCUUAUUUGGAGUGUGCUGAUUGCGGGAAAAAGUUUUCAUAUAAAGAGUCUCUCAUUGCACACCUGAGACUACAUUCCGGUGUGAAACCAUUUCCCUGCCAAACGUGUAGCAAAAGUUUUACUCAAAAUGAAUAUCUUACUUCGCACCAACGGACGCAUACUAAAGAGAAACCCUUCCAAUGCCGCAUAUGCAACCUACAAUUCUGUCAUCAAGGGACCCGGGCACAGCAUGAACGUUUCCAUGUGGAGGGCCCUCGUUUUGAGUGUGCCCAUUGCGGCAACAAGUUCCGCUAUAAGAGCGUCCUGGCCAAUCACUUAUCAUCUAAAUGUACUUAAAUUUCAGUAAUUGACUAGGCACCUAUUAAAAUGUGUACAGAUUCAAAGUUACCGAUUUCUUAAAUUUAGUUUGUUCUUGGAGAUUAGCGUAUAAAUUCCUUACUUAUUAAGUAGGUACUCGAAAUGUGCUUCAAUGUAUUUGGGAAAAAAUAUACAUGGUAUUUUAUG